CCUAUACCUAUCAUUCUUUUACUAUUUUCCAACUCAAACAAUUCAGCAAAGAAAAAACUUUUAAUUUUGAGAUUAUGAGUGAAGUUAAUUUUCAAAAAAAAUUGUUAAUUACUUGUGAAAGAUCGUAUCUUCAAACUCAUAUAAAACCAAGAGUUUUCAAUCUUUUUAAGUGCUAAGAAAACAAACUUAUUUUAACUUAAACAAAAAUUCAACAACACAAAACAUAACUUAUUUCAAUGUCGAGGUUAUCAGCGGUGGUAACGAUGCAAAAAGGAGAUAUUGCUGAAUACCAAGAAAAUGAACCAGGCAUAAUUUUGUUCGUAUAAAUAUGAUGUGUAAAUCUAAACUACAGUCAUGAUGAACUUAUCGUUGACUUUCAUCUUCUUACUGUUAUCUACGGAGGUAUUAGAUGUUAAUUCGAGCGAAAGUAGAAAAAACGAAUACAGCGAUGUUUUCAUAGAUCAUACAACAGAUUUCAAUCGACCAUUCGAUACAGAAGAAGAACUAACAAUAUUACAAGAUAGUUUAAGCCAAAGAACCAAACUUCUGGAAAGGGGUUCAUAUUUCGAUACAUCCGCAUCAAAAAAUGUCACAGCACUUGUUGGGAAAACUGCCAGUUUGAACUGUCGAAUCAAAAAUCUGGGGAAUAAAACAGUUUCAUGGAUCAGGCACAGGGAUCUACAUUUGCUUACAGUAGUAGAAAAUACAUACACUUCUGACCAAAGAUUUACAAGUACUCAUAAUAAACAAACUGGAGAUUGGUCAUUGCAGUUAAAGUACGCUCAAAUUCGAGAUUCUGGAGUUUAUGAGUGCCAAGUUUCAACAACCCCUCCAGUAGGAUACACAAUGGUUUUAUCUAUUGUGGAACCUAUAACAAGCAUACACGGAAGCCCAGACUUGUAUAUAGACACGGGGUCCACAGUAAAUUUAACAUGCAUUGUCAAGCAUUUACCAGAACCACCACCAGCAGUCAGAUGGACACAUAACAAUGAGGAAAUAAACUACGAUUCGCCCAGAGGUGGUGUAUCUGUGAUAACAGAGAAGGGCGAUAUAACAACUUCGUAUCUUUUGAUUCAGAAGGCCCGGAUAUCAGAUUCGGGUAUAUACACCUGCUCUCCAUCAUCAGCCAACCCUAAAUCUGUGAAUGUUCACGUUCUAUAUGGCGAACAACCUGCAGCAAUACAAAGGGGAACAAGGAUAUUAUUAAAAAACAGAAUAUUAAUAUUUAUAUCAUUAUUUCUGGGUACAAAAUUUAAGUAAUUACCUAUUAAAGAAUUAUUAAAUUAAAAAUACAA
Messenger RNA from Eupeodes corollae, 1295 nucleotides. It is a transcript of the gene dpr21, whose product is annotated as zwei Ig domain protein zig-8. Gene Ontology annotation, biological process: synapse organization. Gene Ontology annotation, cellular component: neuron projection membrane. The record is from RefSeq and is a predicted model, not a curated record. Bases 355 to 1260 code for a protein of 301 amino acids. Lineage: Eukaryota; Metazoa; Arthropoda; Insecta; Diptera; Syrphidae. The transcript has 8 exons.